AUGUCUGCUGCGGAAGAUUUGCCCGAUGAUGCUGACGUGGAAGCUGCAGAAUACAGUUUUCCUUCAGUUGCUUCCAACUUCUCUGGUGUUCCCAUUUUGCCGUCCUUGUCAUCCUCUGCGUGUGUCUCCCUACCAACGGCCGACAAGGAGCAGGCAAGCGAGAAACAAAGUGGACCUCGAACAUGGCUUGAUUUCUUUUUAAACAUCGAAGACUGUGGCGUCAUCUUCGCUCCUUACGACAUGCUACAGCGCGGUCAAGCCAUUGGCAAGGGUCACACUGGGGCCGUCUUCAAAGGCUCAUUCAAUGGGAGACCGGUGGCUCUCAAGUAUACCAACAUCGAUUCAACGCAACCGCGCUCAGUCGCAAAAGAGCGUCAGAAUGAUGCUUUGUUGAAGGAGACCGGCAUGGAGUUAAGGGUAAUGACACAUCCAGACCUGCGCCGGCACGCUAACAUCAUCGAUAUCCUUGCUAUUUCAUUGAAGCCCGAAUUGCUCACCGAAGAGCCAGAAGGAGAUCUUGAGGACGGCCAGCCUCAGGAUGAACUGGGGCUGCCGCUGUUGCAACCUGUGAUAGUGAUGGAGCUCGCCGUCACAGAUCUCAGGACCUUUAUGCUGUCCAACGCGUUAACAGCGCCAGAGACGCGGGCACGACUUGCCAGUGAGGUGACUCACGGGAUCUCCGGCCUACACAAAGCGGAUGUCACGGUUGGCGAUAUCAAACCUGACAACAUACUCCUCUUUCGCAAUUCUGACGGUUCCCUAACUGCCAAAAUAGCAGAUUUUGGGUUCGCAAGAGGCGCGGCUAACUUAGUUUCAUCACCAGACGUUGAACGAGAAGUUCGAGGCAGUACUCUUCCAUGGCGUGCCCCCGAGGACUCGUAUUCCCUGGGGCUCGUUCUUGCAUUCAUUCUUUUUGAUUUCGAUCCGGAAAAGGAGCCACGGCUCGAGUCCAAGGUGCCAGGUGGCACGCCAUCGCUCCAAGACAUUGCUCCCUCUAGUAACCUCAACGACCUAGUCCCUGCACUUGGCCGCUACGCUAGUCACGGGCUUUUGAAUACCUUGUGGGCAGAAUUCCGUACUGCUGCGUAUGCCUCGGACGACUGUGUGAAGUGCUGGGCUGACUUUGAUAAGGAUGGUGAAUCAAGCUUUCAAGCCUUCAUUGUACAAGAGCUGGUUUGA
Molecule: messenger RNA, 1179 nt
Organism: Fonsecaea nubica
Lineage: Eukaryota; Fungi; Ascomycota; Eurotiomycetes; Chaetothyriales; Herpotrichiellaceae
Exons: 2
Coding region: 1-1179 (392 amino acids)
Biological process (GO): protein phosphorylation
Molecular function (GO): protein kinase activity; ATP binding
Source: RefSeq, a predicted model, not a curated record